Odocoileus virginianus texanus is the source of this 2603-nucleotide messenger RNA. The record is from RefSeq and is a predicted model, not a curated record. NCBI's taxonomy places the organism in Eukaryota, Metazoa, Chordata, Mammalia, Artiodactyla, Cervidae.
GGACGCGGCCGCGGCCAACGCCAGCCGGACCCCGCUGCAGAAUAAUCUCAACAUGGAAAGUGCCUCGACAUCAGAAACCAGCUUUCCUCCGUCCAAAGAAGCACCCGGGGAACAUUCAGACCACCAGGCCGGACACCAGCCCUUCCCCAGACAGCAAUUCCAGCAAGAGGCUGGGCACCCUUCAUUGCAAAGAGAUGGCCCCAGAUCCUUUCUCCUUGACCUACCCAACUUUCCAGAUCUUUCCAAAGCUGAUAUCAAUGGACAGAAUCCAAAUAUCCAGGUCACCAUAGAGGUGGUGGAUGGUCCUGACUCUGAAGCAGAGAAGGAUCAGCACCCGGAGAAUAAACCCGGCUGGUCAGUGCCGUCGCCCGACUGGCGGGCCUGGUGGCAGAGGUCCUUGGCCCUGCCGAGGGCCCAGGGCGGUGACCAGGACUACAAGUACGACAGCACCUCAGACGACAGCAACUUCCUCAGCCCCCCCGGUGGCUGGGACCGUCCGGCCCUGGGCCACCGGACGUUUGAAACCAAAGAACAGCCCGAAUAUGAUUCCACAGACGGUGAGGGCGACUGGAGCCUCUGGUCUGUUUGCAGUGUCACCUGUGGGAAUGGCAACCAGAAACGGACCAGGUCUUGUGGCUAUGCGUGUACUGCAACCGAAUCUAGGACGUGUGACCGUCCCAACUGCCCAGGAAUUGAAGACACCUUCAGGACAGCUGCCACUGAAGUGAGUCUGCUUGCGGGAAGUGAAGAGUUUAAUGCCACCAAACUGUUUGAAGUCGACACUGACAGCUGUGAGCGCUGGAUGAGUUGCAAGAGCGAGUUCCUAAAGAAGUACAUGCACAAGGUGAUCAACGACCUGCCCAGCUGCCCCUGCUCCUACCCCACGGAGGUGGCCUACAGCACAGCUGACAUCUUCGACCGCAUCAAGCGCAAGGACUUCCGCUGGAAGGACGCCAGCGGGCCCAAGGAGAAGCUGGAAAUCUACAAACCCACAGCCCGGUAUUGCAUUCGCUCCAUGUUGUCCCUGGAGAGCACCACGCUGGCUGCCCAGCACUGCUGCUACGGCGACAACAUGCAGCUCAUCACCAGGGGCAAAGGGGCGGGCACGCCCAACCUCAUCAGCACGGAGUUCUCGGCGGAGCUCCACUACAAAGUGGACGUCCUGCCCUGGAUCAUCUGCAAGGGCGACUGGAGCAGGUAUAACGAGGCCCGGCCCCCCAACAACGGACACAGGUGCACCGAGAGCCCCUCCGACGAGGACUACGUCAAGCAGUUUCAAGAGGCCAGGGAGUAUUAAAGAGACGCCGCCGCUGGUGUGCCGCGCCGAUCGCAGCCCGGCGGACUGCCGCUCUCACCAGCGCACCUGUAUAUACCGCGCGGGCGUUUGUCCUAAGUUACACCAGGGCUGGGCGCCGGGCCCUCGCAACUGCCAUCUGAAGCCACCGUUGCCAUCUUCAGUGUCAACAGCCCCCCCUUGGAACUCUUCCGAGGGAGGGAUGUUCUCAGGAGCAUAUGGAGAAAGAAGCCGGAAGAACUUGGAAGCCGUGGUGGGUGGAAUUCAACUCACUUCGGAUUCAGUGGUUCCGAGAGAAGCAAUGGGGCAAAGAGACUGAAAUUGUAAACGUGAUAAGCAGUUUUAUGUAUAACUUAUUUAAUAUGAAUGUGAUUUAUGCAUAACCUUUUCUCUGGAGUUGUCAUCCCGAAAUUAUUUAAUCACUUCCGUGAGAGUUCAGAAAGGGGCUUUAGGGAGGUGGAAGAGAAAGGGAAUUUUCUAGGAAUGACUUCUUUAAAAACGAGAAAUUCAGUAGAAGGAUAUCAACAUAAGAAAGCCUGAAACCAAAGGUGAGUUAGCCAGUGAGGUACCUUGCUGAAGUCUCAGCUGCCAAAAUGCCCUUCCCUCAGACUGGGAGAGGGUAGAGGGGGAGCAGAUGGAUAUUUUAAGAGCAAAUCUGAGACCUGGUUUUAAAUAAGCUUUAAAAUAAAGGAUGAUAUUAGCACAAUGCUGUAAUUCUACUAAAGGACACCAGAAUGGUAGAAUUUCUGCUCGUGCCUUAAUAGGUUCAGAAGGCUACAGGAAUGUCAGACUUAAAAACAAAGAGUAGCACUUUUCCAAAGAAAACUGCAAAAUAAAUGGGGAAAGAACAUGAACUUCAUUUCAUCUAUUUUAUUUUCAUACCAUCUUAACAAUUUUUUCCUCCACCAAUAUAUUUCCAGUAAAUAAAUAUAAAAAUGAGGAAGGGAACUCAUCUAGAAAAUCCUAAUUUUUUAUGUUUUAAGAAAGGAAAAAAAAUACAUUAUUUUUGUAAAGUAUUUAUUGAGUCACUGAGUCUUGUGCAUCAAGCAAUUAUAAUAUUGGCCUGGUUCUGUAGGGUGGAACUUAGGACAAAUAAAGAGUUGGUUCUUAUGCAGUCUAUACUUGCAAAACUCCAGGGAAAGAGAUUAUAUAAUAAAAUCAUAAUAAAAUGUGUUACCUGCAGUAAAUGUGUUACCUGCAAAUAUUUAUGAUACAAAUUCUGUAAAUAGCCAUGGUAAAGCAGGGUUUCAAGGCAGGGGAGAGGAAGGUUCAAAACAGGUGGGAAUAAAAGGCUCAUUGAUUGAUGUAA